CGUUCUCUCACUCCCAUCCUUUUAUUUCAACCUACUCUAGUAUUUUUGCUGCUUCAUUUUUUAUACUUGUUAUUAUCGAUCUGCUCUUUGCGCCACCCUUUUCCACUCAAAUUUCAGCCGAAAACUAGAGCGAAACCUGUUGCAAUUAGCAUUGCAUGUCCGACUUUGAUCCAAACAGAACUUUGGCGAAUACCCCCAGCUCAAGCAGCAGGCUUGACUCCAGCUUUAGCUCCUCGACGUUGGGCCUUAUGUCUCUGAUGAACCCUCUUCUGCCUCCGGAGCAAACAUCUCGAUAUGUACAUCUUCCGACACCCCAGAGUCCAACCAACAAUACGAUGACAUUCAAUCAGUAUAUGCUACCACAUACUCCGGAGACGCCCACCAAUUCGGGUAUGAGGCUGCCUGCAAGGAAGGAAUCUGGUCCAGCAACGCCUCGUGCAAUGGGCAUGAUGACGCCUGACUCGAGUCCCUUUGUUUCGAGGCUUGCGCCGCCAUACAGUGCCUCAAAUCCCCCUCGAACGCCUGCACCUCGUCCUCCAACUAAUAUAUCCAAGUCACCUUCACCAUCGACUACCGCGUUGUCUUCGCCAUUCUCUGCCAAGCCUAUUAGGGGAAGCCCGAUGCAUGUGGAUGAUGUGUUCGCUGUUUCCAAGCCAAGUACGCUCCAAUCUCCACCCUUGUCGCCGCCUCACACUGGUGCAGGAGGGGAAAUUGAUAGGAUUAGACACGCGAUGGCGCAGGAGCAAAAGGAAGUGGAAAAGCGUCGACCGGAGUAUCUGAAACGGAGCAAAAGGCCUUUGGAUGAAGGGGAGGAGGGCCCUGUGGAAAGCUCCGCAGUAGGAAUCAUGGAGAGCCCGAACAAAGGACGCCGGCUGAAGCUAUUCCAGGAGACGAGUGAGGAGAGCUUUGAGGAGAGUCUAAUGGCUGGAGGUUAUGGGCGGUAUCGGACGGCCGACUGGGUGCGGCAGCCGCAACCGAUGCUCGUUGCGCCAGAAGUUUCGGUACUCGAGGCAGAGGAGCCGCCGCCACUAACAGAAAAGGAGCUGAAGAAACGCAAAAGACUGGAGGCGUUUCGAAGCGAGAACCAGGUCCACCAUGGUCCAUCAAGAUUGUUUCCUGUUGAAUUGGAGGGCAAAGGCCGGGUGUUACUGGAUAUUCCCAAUGAGAGUCUGGUUCCAGAGGGUGGAAAGCGGCGGAGUGGUGGGGGCACAUCUAGGAAGAAGAAAAAGGAUGGAGAGAAGGAAAGGAGUGCUGGGAUCGAGAUGGAGGAUAGCCCUAAUUGGCCCGAUGGCGAGUUCCCAUGGCGGCUGAGGACGGAGGAAAGAGCAGAGUUAGCUCGGGCGGAGGAGAAGGCACGACUCGGAUGGAUCGAACGGUUCUUGGAUCGGGAUACUGACGACGAGGGCGAUGGGGACGGGGAUGGUGAAGUGAUUCCGUCGGCCAAGUGGGGCGUCGUGUACGAUGACGAUGGCGAUAGGCCAGUACCGGCACGGCGGGGUCGGGGCAAGAUGAUCGGGCUACCCGCUGACCCGGUGGGUGAACGGCGACGAAGGCGAAGUUAUUUUCCGAGCGAUUCCGGUGAUGCGAGGGCGGCACUGCUGAGCAAACGCAGUGUCCGGGCUUUGGAAUACCGACGCGAGAAACGACUUCGUGGUGGCGACAGCGACGAUGAGGUUGUGUGCAUCUGUCGAGGAACUGAUGACGGACGGGAGCUGGUGCAAUGUGAUGACUGCAAGAUGUGGUACCACCUGGAGUGCAUAGGCAUCCGGAGUAUCAGAGAUCUCGGGCGGGAAGAGGAUCCUUGGUUCUGUAGUGAUUGUCAGCUCCCGACUGACGUUGAGCGGGAGGAUGAGGAUGAAGAUGAGAUCUACAGGGAGCCGACUUUUGCACCGACAGAUAUGGACUAUCCAUCUCGAAGGAGGGGGUAUGACGCGAUCUUUACGGCUGGCGCGAUCGAGGAUUCACCAGCAUUUUUGCCCCGGACGCCGCGGUCGUACGACCAUUACGAAGAGGCUCCGUUUGACCCUACGAGCACACCGUCACGUGGAAUCAAGUUCGGUGGGCCGUUUGGGACUCCAAAGAAUACCAUGUGGGGACGGGGAGCAGGUCCAUUCCAUACGCCAGUAAGGCUUGACGAUUCGCCCGUAAGAAGGCACGAAUGAACGUAUGUUGUAGUAGUAGUCUUAGUAGUACUAGUAGUAGUAGUACAAGUAUUGGUAGCUUAUGAUGACAUGUAUCGAUGCAAAAUGCUUACUGUCGAAGUGCGUG
This is a messenger RNA of Guyanagaster necrorhizus, 2268 nucleotides long. RefSeq lists its product as uncharacterized. The coding region runs from base 156 to 2162 and encodes 668 amino acids. The record is from RefSeq and is a predicted model, not a curated record. The transcript is spliced from 5 exons. Lineage: Eukaryota; Fungi; Basidiomycota; Agaricomycetes; Agaricales; Physalacriaceae.